Durusdinium trenchii is the source of this 1462-nucleotide messenger RNA. The record is from the annotation of a GenBank genome assembly. NCBI's taxonomy places the organism in Eukaryota, Dinophyceae, Suessiales, Symbiodiniaceae.
GAGAGCCGGAUCAAGACACCGCACGGCAAUGCUGUGAGUUCAAAUCCAAUUUCCUGACCACCAAGAGUGCAUGCAGUUUUUUGUGCGUGGCACGCAUAUCCUUCAGCAUGCCAAAGCUUGUGGUCGUGCCCCUCAACCAAUCACAGAUGGCUUGACAGCAGCGUGGCAUGAGCCAUGUCAUGCUGCCUGCUGGCUUAGCUCAACUUCUCGCAAUAUAUCAACCAAGCGCUACACCGCACAUGAUGACUUUGCACAGCCAAAGCAGAUUCCUACGCAUGUCCUACGUCGGACAGAGGGCUGGGGUGCUCAUAGCCGUGCUGGUGAAAAAUUCAAUAUGAUAGUGAACACAACAGAGCACUUAGUGCUUGAACCAACAGAAGAGGAGAAGUGGCUUGCUUCCCAGCUCAAAGUAGCAGGCAACAAAAAGAAUGGACAGUGGCAAAAAGUGGUUGCUACAUAUUCUGGGUUUAGUCCAUUGGUGCUGACUGCUGCAAUGCAGGCAGCUUUGAAACAGGGGAACUACGAGGAAGGCUACGAGAUUUAUAGAAGGGUCAGACACAUGACACUACCUACUUAUACGAUCUCAAUGAAGCUCCUUGGGAAGCUGGGGCAACAUGAUGAAAUCGAACGGCUGUGGGGACAGCUGAUGAAGAUGGACAUUGUCGGUCAACCUGAAGCUUCAGGGCGCAUUGAUGCAGCGGCAGACAAUGGAGACAUUCAAGCAGCGGUACGCGUUCUGCACUACCUCCAAGAAAAACGUCUUGAGGCUGACAAGCUUCAUUUCUCGUCAGCCAUCAAUGCUUGUGCAAACGCCAAAGAUGCAGAUCGUGCACAAUCAGCUCAACGCUUGUUUGAUGAGAUGUUAGCUGUCGGUUUGAAGCCAGACAUUGCAACGUACACCAACUUGCUUCGAGCCUUGGCAAAUGAACCAAGGCAACGUUUGUUGAACCUGCUGACGGAUGUGAAGAACCAGAAUCUAACAUGGAAUGGAGUGUUUGCAGAGACCUUUCUCUUCAUCUUCCUGCAGUCACCCCAAAAAGGGGUCUGGACCAAAGUGGAUGUCAUUGCUUCACAUCUGCGGAAACUGUCCCUAGCCGACGUGCAGACUGCGAAGGAGUUUGUUGAUGAGCUCAAGCGUUCAAAUGUCAAAUUGAACAAGUCCUGCAGGCUGAUCGACGAGGCCAUUCAGUCUGUCCUGCAAGAAGCCCGCAAAGUGAUGGGUCAGAGUCCUUAGACGAUGAUUCGCUCCGGCUUUGAGACGAUGAGGAGCGAUUGCCUCCAACGAAAAAGGCGGGGUGAGCAGGUUGAGGCUGUGUAAUUAGGGCUGAUUUACAUAUGUUUACAUAAUGGUGUUGAUAUGUAUUUCUCAAGUGAGCACGAGCCUAAUUACAACAGAGUAUCGUCAAGAGCCCACAGGUCUCAGGUCCCAAAGCCUGAUAGCUUUAACUCGGUUAUUUCCAAG